Molecule: messenger RNA, 395 nt
Organism: Lathyrus oleraceus (garden pea)
Lineage: Eukaryota; Viridiplantae; Streptophyta; Magnoliopsida; Fabales; Fabaceae
Product: probable sphingolipid transporter spinster homolog 2
Exons: 4
Coding region: 99-362 (87 amino acids)
Molecular function (GO): transmembrane transporter activity
Source: RefSeq, a predicted model, not a curated record
GUAUAUGGUAUUGUGAUUGCUGUCUAUUUUUUUUAUGGCGCUGACCUUUUUUAUAUUGAUGUUUGUAUCAGAAAACAGCGUGGCUUUCUAUAUUUUACAUGUGUAUACCAGGGGGAUAUGCACUUGGCUAUGUCUAUGGUGGUUUGGUUGGAAGUCAUUUUGGUUGGCGUUAUGCAUUUUGGGUGGAGGCAAUAUUGAUGCUUCCAUUUGCUAUUUUGGGAUUUGUUAUGAAGCCAUUGCAGUUGAAAGGUUUUGUCCCCGCUGAUUCAAAGAAAGUGUCGGCACUGGAGACAGUUACUUUGGGAGUUCAAGAUGCGGAGGCUUCAAACGGAAACAACGAAUCACAUGAACCUUCCAAGUGAGAACACUACCUUUAACCUUGAUUUACAAAGUGG